AACGUUAAAACGCCCGAGCGUAACGGUCAACACCGAGUUACAAAACAAGCGCACCAAUGGAAUGCUUUAGCUAACGUUACUACACCGAAGCGACAACAAGUACUUAGGUUUGAACGUUAACGAUGUCAUUUUUGUUUUUAAACGUUAAAUACAGGAAUUCUCACAGGGCUGCUAACGUUAGCUGAGAGCAUAUUUCUAGUUUCGAAGAUAUUUCAGUGACGGUAACGUUAUUUUCAGGUCGCUUCUGCUUGAACUGGGUUCCCCUCUUUAGCUAGCUUACUGUUGACAUCAGUUGUACUGCUGUGGUGAACCAGGGGAGCAGCGACAUGUCAGAGUCCGGACACAGUCAGCCAGGGAUGUACGGGCAGGGGCGCAGGAGGAGGCGACGCCGGGGAGACAGAGAUGCUGGACCUCCGGGGCAAAAUCUGUCCGGUCCCAGUCGGGAUCGAGACUAUCAACCGAGGGAACGAAGGGAUGGAAGCGAGGAUCCACCUGGCCCUCUCAUUCAGAAAACCCCCAUCAUCCUCGCAAAACCCCCUGGAGAAAGGGCCAAGCCAUCACAGAAUGCACCUGUCAGUGGAGCCCCAGUCCUGGAGAAGCCCAUCAUGCUAAUGAAAGCCAGGGACGAUGGAGGGAAGCCGGGGACUCCUCCAGAAGCGGCGGCUCAGCCCUCUGGUCCUGGGCCCUCUAAGAUGGAGAGGGAGGGCCAGAGACCCACCCAGCCUGUAUACCAGAUCCAAAACAGGGGAAUGGGUGCCUCUGCAUCGAGCAGCGCUGUGGACCCCAUGGUUGGUCAGUCUAAGCUCCUCCCUCCAGAGAAGAUGAAGCACAGCAUUAAGCUUGUGGAUGAUCAGAUGAAUUGGUGUGACAGUGCCAUGGAGUAUCUGAGGGACCAGACAGAUAUGUUGGUGGUGGGAGUCGUUGGCCUGCAGGGAAGUGGAAAAUCUACAAUCAUGUCACUGUUAUCUGCCAACACUCCUGAGGAAGACCAAAGGGGUUAUGUAUUCAGAGCCCAGACUCAAGAAAUCAAGGAACGAGGAGGAAACCAGAGCACAGGCAUUGAUUUCUUCAUCACACAGGAGAGAGUCAUCUUCUUGGAUACACAGCCAAUGCUCAGCCCAUCUAUUCUCGACCACCUCAUCAACAACGAUCGGAAGUUGCCUCCAGAGUACAACCUCCCUCACACAUAUGUUGAGAUGCAGUCACUUCAGAUCGCCGCCUUCCUGUUUACAGUGUGCCAUGUAGUCAUUGUGGUUCAAGACUGGUUCACUGACUUAAACCUUUACAGGUUUCUUCAGACUGCUGAGAUGCUGAAACCCUCCACUCCAUCUGCAAGCCAUGACAGCACUGGCUCCUCAGGCAAUGACGAUGGAGCGGAGUACUAUCCUCACAUAGUGUUCCUCCAGAAUAAGGCCAGACGGGAUGAUUUUUGCCCAAGGAAUCUGAAGAACAUGCACAUGGUGGUGGACAAAUUAAUGACUCACUCUCAUCUCAAAUACAAAGGCACACUGUCCAUGCUGGACUGCAAUAUCUUCCCUGGCUUGGGGCAGGACUACCUGUCAACUGAAGUCAACAUGUUCCUCCUUCCUAUGCAGGAGAAUGACGGGGACGAUAAUCUGACUAAAGCAGGCUCAGGAACAUACCCGCUCUUCUCCCUGCUCCCGGGAUACAGAGGACAUCCUGCCUUCUCCACCAUGGUUUCAAAACUCCGCAGCCAAAUACUGGCCAUGCCCCGCUGUCAGCUGUCGCACACCAUCCUUACCGAGAAGAACUGGUUUCACUACGCAGCCCGUAUCUGGGACGGGGUGAAAAAGUCUUCGGCUCUCUCCGAAUACAGCCGCCUGCUCUGCUAACGCCUUGAUUGACCUGCUGUUAUAUAUAAUAGCAGUUGCAAGCGGUUAUGUCCAAUAAUCAGGUCACAUCACCAAAAAUGUGGCACUGAAAGUCAAGACUCUUGUUUGCACCAUACUGGAGGGAUAUGUGAAACUGUAAGCCCAAUCUGUGGUGAAGAGUCAGAUAUAAAGCAGGAAACCUUCCGUAGGCUUUGGUAUGAAAAAACCUGCAGAUGCACUCCGUGUCAGUCACUUGCGCACCCCUGCCAUGUUGAACAGCCGCAGCCUGCACAGCAGUGGGAAGAAAGGAAGAGAAAACCAUCUGUCUGCACAUGUUAAAGCAAAAUGUGAUUGCUUCUUUCAUUUGCGAGCAAUUAUUGACUUUGUGAUGUUGUAACUGAAGUUUUGGUGUACUGAUGAUGCAGACAUAAAGAUAUAGAACUCUG
Epinephelus moara (kelp grouper) is the source of this 2278-nucleotide messenger RNA. RefSeq names its product SMG9 nonsense mediated mRNA decay factor (gene smg9). The transcript has 13 exons. The record is from RefSeq and is a predicted model, not a curated record. Gene Ontology annotation, biological process: nuclear-transcribed mRNA catabolic process, nonsense-mediated decay. The coding region runs from base 327 to 1853 and encodes 508 amino acids. Lineage: Eukaryota; Metazoa; Chordata; Actinopteri; Perciformes; Serranidae.